Xenopus tropicalis (tropical clawed frog) is the source of this 991-nucleotide messenger RNA. Its product is annotated as translation initiation factor IF-2-like. The record is from RefSeq and is a predicted model, not a curated record. The transcript has a single exon. NCBI's taxonomy places the organism in Eukaryota, Metazoa, Chordata, Amphibia, Anura, Pipidae. Bases 389 to 979 code for a protein of 196 amino acids.
GGGUACAAGCUGGGCAGAGCAGAGCAAUACAAUGGUAACUUAUAUCUGUACUUUUAGUAUAGUCUUAUGUUUUGGCAGGGGUAUGUGCAUUUAUUUUGUGUUGUGGCACACCAGGGUAUUGGUUUUACCCAUGUUUUUAUCAGGUUUCUAAGGGCUUAGACCUGGGUCUGGAUUGGGUUGCUGGUUGUUAGUAGUUGACCAUAUUCUGGGGAUUCUUUGUAGAGAAUCCAAGUUGUCCAAGUUUUAGUGAAGUUUUCACGUGCUUUAAUGGUGUGUGCUAACAUUUCUUCCAUUCUCAUAAUAUGGUUGAGUUCAAUCGCCCAGUCACCAAUCGUUGGGGGUUUGGUAUUCUUCCAGAGCCUGGGUAUGACUGUUCUAGCUGCCGUUAAUGAAAAGGCUAGGAAACCCUUGUGUUUCUUUUCUAUCUUUUAUUUUGGUAAAGUGUUGCAAGAUGGCAGCAUUUUAUAAGAGGCAAACCAAGGAGACCCUCAUCAACCUCUGUGAGCAAAGAGGCAUUGAUGCAGCGGACAAAUCAAAGGAGAUGUUGGUUUGUGCCUUGGUGGAACAGGAGCAGCAGAACUACACCCCUGAGUCGGGAGAUUAUGCCACUCAGGACAUGCCAGUGCUGAACUCUGCUCCGGGAUCCUCUCAGCGAGAGGAUAGUAAUAGCUGCAGUGGGCAGGGUGACAGGAAUUCAUCCUUGCAAGCAGCUUUGCAAUUGUUGGGUUCAGAUGAACCCCAGCUGCACCUUCAGCCGAUCCUGCAAUAUCAACAGGCGGAAGCAGGAAGAGAGGCUGCAGAAAGAGAGGCCGCAGCAGCAGCAGCAGAAAGCGAGGCCGCAGCAGCAGCAGCAGAAAGAGAGGCCGCAGCAGCAGCAGCAGAAAGAGAGGCCGCAGCAGCAGAAAGACAGGCAGAACGCCAGUAUCAAUUGGAGUUAGCAAAGCUCCAGCAACAGAGAUUAACCCCCACGUUCCAGUGAGUCCUCGGAAUU